This is a messenger RNA of Brienomyrus brachyistius, 11385 nucleotides long. It is a transcript of the gene col6a3, whose product is annotated as collagen, type VI, alpha 3. Bases 249 to 10754 code for a protein of 3501 amino acids. The transcript has 47 exons. NCBI's taxonomy places the organism in Eukaryota, Metazoa, Chordata, Actinopteri, Osteoglossiformes, Mormyridae. The record is from RefSeq and is a predicted model, not a curated record. Gene Ontology annotation, molecular function: serine-type endopeptidase inhibitor activity; protein binding.
UUGAUGCUGUUAGAAAUCUGAGACACAAGGGAGGACGAGCCGUGAACACUGGAGUUGCUCUCCAGUUUAUUAGAGACAACAUCUUGACCGCUCCUUCUGGCAGCAGGCGCCUGGAGGGUGUUCCUCAGAUUUUGAUUCUCUUGAGCGGCGCAAAGUCCACUGACAAUGUAGAUGCACCCGCUGCUGCUCUGAAAGAGCUUGGGAUCUUGACUUUUGGAAUUGGAAGCAGGAAUGCGGAUAGCCAAGAAAUGCAGAAAAUAUCCUAUGAACCUAGAUAUGCUCAGUCUGUCUCAGACUUCAACGAGCUCCCAAGGAUGCAAGAACAGCUUCUGUCUUCUGUAGAUGCGGUUGUAACUAGUGCAUCAACAGAAGGACCAACAGUCAUAGUGGACCGUGGCGUUACAGGAAAGGAUGUUGUCUUCCUGCUGGAUGGUUCUGAUGGCACUAGAAAUGGAUUCCCAGCAAUGCGAGACUUUGUUCAAAGAGUUGUGGAUAAACUGAAGCUGGAGGAAAAGCAAGACAGAGUCUCAGUGGUGCAAUAUAGCGGAGACCCUACAGCUCAUUUCUAUUUGAACACAUACCAAAGGAAAGGAGAUAUCCUUGAUGCUGUUAGAAAUCUGAGACACAAGGGAGGACGAGCCGUGAACACUGGAGCGGCUCUCCAGUUUAUUAGAGACAACAUCUUGACCGCUCCUUCUGGCAGCAGGCGCCUGGAGGGUGUUCCUCAGAUUUUGAUUCUCUUGAGCGGCGCAAAGUCCACUGACAAUGUAGAUGCACCCGGUGCUGCUCUGAAAGAGCUUGGGGUCUUGACUUUUGGAAUUGGAAGCAGGAACGCGGAUAGCCGAGAACUGCAGAAAAUAUCCUAUGAACCUAGAUAUGCUCAGUCUGUCUCAGACUUCAACGAGCUCCCAAGGAUGCAAGAACAGCUUCUGUCUUCUGUAGAUGCGGUUGUAACUAGUGUAUCAACAGAAGGACCAACAGUCAUAGUGGACCGUGGCAUUACAGGAAAGGAUGUUGUCUUGCUGCUGGAUGGUUCUGAUGGCACUAGAAAUGGAUUCCCAGCAAUGCGAGACUUUGUUCAAAGAGUAGUGGAUAAACUGAAGCUGGAGGAAAAGCAAGACAGAGUCUCAGUGGUGCAAUAUAGCGGAGACCCUACAGCUCAUUUCUAUUUGAACACAUACCAAAGGAAAGGAGAUAUCCUUGAUGCUGUUAGAAAUCUGAGACACAAGGGAGGACGAGCCGUGAACACUGGAGCGGCUCUGCAGUUUAUUAGAGACAACAUCUUGACCGCUCCUUCUGGCAGCAGGCGCCUGGAGGGUGUUCCUCAGAUUUUGAUUCUGUUGAGCGGCGCAAAGUCCACUGACAAUGUAGAUGCACCCGCUGCUGCUCUGAAAGAGCUUGGGGUCUUGACUUUUGGAAUUGGAAGCAGGAAUGCGGAUAGCCAAGAAAUGCAGAAAAUAUCCUAUGAACCUAGAUAUGCUCAGUCUGUCUCAGACUUCAACGAGCUCCCAAGGAUGCAAGAACAGCUUCUGUCUUCUGUAGAUGCGGUUGUAACUAGUGCAUCAACAGAAGGACCAACAGUCAUAGUGGACCGUGGCAUUACAGGAAAGGAUGUUGUCUUGCUGCUGGAUGGUUCUGAUGGCACUAGAAAUGGAUUCCCAGCAAUGCGAGACUUUGUUCAAAGAGUAGUGUAUAAACUGAAGCUGGAGGAAAAGCAAGACAGAGUCUCAGUGGUGCAAUAUAGCGGAGACCCUACAGCUCAUUUCUAUUUGAACACAUACCAAAGGAAAGGAGAUAUCCUUGAUGCUGUUAGAAAUCUGAGACACAAGGGAGGACGAGCCGUGAACACUGGAGCGGCUCUGCAGUUUAUUAGAGACAACAUCUUGACCGCUCCUUCUGGCAGCAGGCUCCUGGAGGGUGUUCCUCAGAUUUUGAUUCUGUUGAGCGGCGCAAAGUCCACUGACAAUGUAGAUGCACCCGCUGCUGCUCUGAAAGAGCUUGGGGUCUUGACUUUUGGAAUUGGAAGCAGGAACGCGGAUAGCCGAGAACUGCAGAAAAUAUCCUAUGAACCUAGAUAUGCUCAGUCUGUCUCAGACUUCAAAGAGCUCCCAAGGAUGCAAGAACAGCUUCUGUCUUCUGUAGAUGCGGUUGUAACUAGUGUAUCAACAGAAGGACCAACAGUCAUAGUGGACCGUGGCGUUACAGGAAAGGAUGUUGUCUUCCUGCUGGAUGGUUCUAAUGGCACUAGAAAUGGAUUCCCAGCAAUGCGAGACUUUGUUCAAAGAGUAGUGGAUAAACUGAAGCUGGAGGAAAAGCAAGACAGAGUCUCAGUGGUGCAAUAUAGUGGAGACCCUACAGCUCAUUUCUAUUUGAACACAUACCAAAGGAAAGGAGAUAUCCUUGACGCUGUUAGAAAUCUGAGACACAAGGGAGGACGAGCCGUGAACACUGGAGCGGCUCUCCAGUUUAUUAGAGACAACAUCUUGACCGCUCCUUCUGGCAGCAGGCGCCUGGAGGGUGUUCCUCAGAUUUUGAUUCUGUUGAGCGGCGCAAAGUCCACUGACAAUGUAGAUGCACCCGCUGCUGCUCUGAAAGAGCUUGGGGUCUUGACUUUUGGAAUUGGAAGCAGGAAUGCGGAUAGCCGAGAACUGCAGAAAAUAUCCUAUGAACCUAGAUAUGCUCAGUCUGUCUCAGACUUCAACGAGCUCCCAAGGAUGCAAGAACAGCUUCUGUCUUCUGUAGAUGCAGUUGUAACUAGCGUAUCAACAGAAGGACCAACAGUCAUAGUGGACCGUGGCGUUACAGGAAAGGAUGUUGUCUUCCUGCUGGAUGGUUCUGAUGGCACUAGAAAUGGAUUCCCAGCAAUGCGAGACUUUGUUCAAAGAGUAGUGGAUAAACUGAAGCUGGAGGAAAAGCAAGACAGAGUCUCAGUGGUGCAAUAUAGCGGAGACCCUACAGCUCAUUUCUAUUUGAACACAUACCAAAGGAAAGGAGAUAUCCUUGAUGCUGUUAGAAAUCUGAGACACAAGGGAGGACGAGCCGUGAACACUGGAGCGGCUCUCCAGUUUAUUAGAGACAACAUCUUGACCGCUCCUUCUGGCAGCAGGCGCCUGGAGGGUGUUCCUCAGAUUUUGAUUCUGUUGAGCGGCGCAAAGUCCACUGACAAUGUAGAUGCACCCGCUGCUGCUCUGAAAGAGCUUGGGGUCUUGACUUUUGGAAUUGGAAGCAGGAACGCGGAUAGCCGAGAACUGCAGAAAAUUUCCUAUGAACCUAGAUAUGCUCAGUCUGUCUCAGACUUCAACGAGCUCCCAAGGAUGCAAGAACAGCUUCUGUCUUCUGUAGAUGCGGUUGUAACUAGCGUAUCAACAGAAGGACCAACAGUCAUAGUGGACCGUGUCGUUACAGGAAAGGAUGUUGUCUUCCUGCUGGAUGGUUCUGAUGGCACUAGAAAUGGAUUCCCAGCAAUGCGAGACUUUGUUCAAAGAGUAGUGGACAAACUGAAGCUGGAGGAAAAGCAAGACAGAGUCUCAGUGGUGCAAUAUAGCGGAGACCCUACAGCUCAUUUCUAUUUGAACACAUACCAAAGGAAAGGAGAUAUCCUUGAUGCUGUUAGAAAUCUGAGACACAAGGGAGGACGAGCCGUGAACACUGGAGCGGCUCUCCAGUUUAUUAGAGACAACAUCUUGACCGCUCCUUCUGGCAGCAGGCGCCUGGAGGGUGUUCCUCAGAUUUUGAUUCUGUUGAGCGGCGCAAAGUCCACUGACAAUGUAGAUGCACCCGCUGCUGCUCUGAAAGAGCUUGGGGUCUUGACUUUUGGAAUUGGAAGCAGGAACGCGGAUAGCCGAGAACUGCAGAAAAUAUCCUAUGAACCUAGAUAUGCUCAGUCUGUCGCAGACUUCAACGAGCUCCCAAGGAUGCAAGAACAGCUUCUGUCUUCUGUAGAUGCGGUUGUAACUAGCGUAUCAACAGAAGGACCAACAGUCAUAGUGGAACGUGGCGUUACAGGAAAGGAUGUUGUCUUCUUGCUGGAUGUUUCUGAUGGCACUAGAAAUGGAUUCCCAGCAAUGCGAAACUUUGUUCAAAGAGUAGUGGAUAAACUGAAGCUGGAGGAAAAGCAAGACAGAGUCUCAGUGGUGCAAUAUAGCAGAGACCCUACAGCUCAUUUCUAUUUGAACACAUACCAAAGGAAAGGAGAUAUCCUUGAUGCUGUUAGAAAUCUGAGACACAAGGGAGGACGAGCAGUGAACACUGGAGCGGCUCUCCAGUUUAUUAGAGACAACAUCUUGACCGCUCCUUCUGGCAGCAGGCGCCUGGAGGGUGUUCCUCAGAUUUUGAUUCUGUUGAGCGGCGCAAAGUCCACUGACAAUGUAGAUGCACCCGCUGCUGCUCUGAAAGAGCUUGGGGUCUUGACUUUUGGAAUUGGAACAAGGAACUCGGAUAGUAGAGAACUGCAGAAGAUAUUGUUUGACACCAGAUUUUCUCAGUUUGUGUCAGACUUCGACCAGCUCCCAAGGAUUCAAGAGCAGUUCUUGUCUACUGUCGAUGCAGUAGUAACUAGUGCUUUAAUAGAAGGACCAACAGUUAUAGCAGAGUCCCAAGGUCCCAAGAAAGACGUGGUCUUCGUGAUCGAUGGUUCAGAUGAAGUGAAUCGGGACUUCAGAUUCCUACAGGAAUUUAUGAGACGGACAGUGGAGAAUCUCAAUGUUGGAGAAAAUCGGAUUAGGGUUGGGGUUGUGCAAUAUAGUGACACUGCUAAUGCGGACCUGUAUCUCAAUUCCCAUACAACCAAGGAAGGAGUCCUGAAUGCCAUCAAGAGACUGAAGCACAAAGGCGGAAGGCAGCGGAAUUUGGGAAGGGCCUUUGAUUUUGUGAAUCGUGAGGUCUUGGUACCUGAUCGUGGUGGCAGGAGAGAAGAAGGAGUACCUCAAUAUUUGAUUGUUAUCUCCGCCGGGAAGUCCACGGAUGACCUGAGAGCCCAAGCCACUAGUUUAAAGCGAUCAGGGGUGGUGCCUUUCAGUAUUGGAACUAGAGGCGUGGACAUCCAGGAAAUGCAAGCGAUUUCAUAUGUUCCACAAUUUGCAUAUUCAGUGCCUAAUUUCCCAGAACUCUACACAAUCCAGCAGAGCCUCAUCACCUCCCUGACAGAGCUUUCAAGUGAAGAGAUCCUUCGCUUACCUCAUGUGACCCCUACUGUGUCAGUAUCAGGAGACAAAAAGGAUGUGGUCUUCUUGGUUGAUGGUUCAUCAGCUGUGCGCAGUGACUUUUCCAACAUUCUAGAUAUGGUUUCAAGAGUCGUAAGGCAGUUAGACAUUGGCUUGGACAAGGUGAGGGUCUCAGUCAUUCAAUACAGUGAUGACACCAAAGUCGAGUUUCUCCUGAAUGAACAUUCAACAAAGCAAGAAGUCCUGGCUGCCAUCAGCAGAAUCAGGAAUAAAGGAGGAUACACACUGAAUACGGGUCAUGCUUUGAACUGGGUAUCAAGAAACAUUUACCAGAGGUCUUCUGGCAGCAGGAUUGAAGAAAAAGUCCCUCAGUUCCUGAUUCUUGUAACAGGGGGCAAAUCUACAGAUGAUGUCUCUGGUCCAGCCAACCAGUUGAAAAGGAGUCGAGUUAUUCCUUUAGCUAUUGGUGCGAAAACUGCCAGUGCAGAAGAUCUGAAACAAAUUUCUGCAAAACCUGAAUUUACGUACAUGUUCAGAGAUUUCCAGCAGGUAUCAGGUAUUGAACAGCAGCUAUUGCCACUCAUCAGGAGCAUCACCACGCCUGAUAUCAUCAUUGAUCCUGUGGAAGAAAAUGUUCAUCUUGGAAAAAGGGACAUUAUUUUCCUUGUGGACGGAUCAGAUAAUGUUGGUGCCACAGGACUUGUACACAUACGAGAUUUUAUACUAAAAUUGGUCCAGAAUAUGGAUAUCCAGCCCAAUGAGGUCCGUGUAGCUGUUGUGCAGUACAGUGACAAACAGAAGACAGAAUUUUCACUGAAUACACACCACAACAAAGAUGCAGUGAUAGCCGCCAUCAAACGACUCCGCCAACUUGGAGGCCGAUCAGGCUACUUAGCAGAAGCUAUCGAAUAUGUGCUCCGGAAUGAACUCAAGGAAUCUGCUGGGCUAAGGUUUCCUGAGGCUUCCCAGCACCUGGUGGUUCUCACGGGUGGAAGGUCACCAUCUGAUGUCUCUCAUCACGGGCAGCAGCUCAGGACUGCUGAUGUGAACUGCAUAGGGAUCGGCAGCAGCGGUGCUGACCGGAGACAAUUAGGUGACAUCGCCAAAAAUCCAAGCAGUGUUUUCCAACUGGACUCCUUCUCAAAAUUACCUAACCUCCAGAGAAACGUCAUUGAUCUACUCAACAUGACCUAUUUAAGGGAGACUCCGACUGACCUUGAUGUAACAGAUGAACUAGCACCGAAGACUGCUGACAUCGUAUUUUUAGUUGAUGGAUCAAUUAAUGUGGGCCGGGCCAAUUUCAAAGAAGUCUUGGAGUUCAUCUGGAACCUCAUUGAUCUUUUUUAUACGGAAAGAGAUGACCUACGUUUUGGUUUGGCGCAUUACAACACCGAUGUGACAGAUGUAUUUUUCCUCAACACCUAUAAAGACAAAGACGCCAUCUAUGAUGCUAUCCAGAAUGCCGAAUUCAAAGGAGGCCACAGGAUCAACACCGGCGCCGCCAUUACGCAUGUGAAGGAUCAUCACUUCAUUAAGGCGAAAGGGAGCAGGAAGGAUCAGGGUGUUCCUCAGAUUCUGAUGAUUGUGACAGGCGGCAGGUCCCAUGACGAUGGCAAGUCUGCUGCCUUGGCGCUCAAAGCAUCUGAUGUAAAAAUAUACGCGAUUGGGGUGGGCAAUAUUGAAGAUGAGCUCAACAACCUUGGGAGUGGGAGCACCAUGGUCUCCAGAGCCAGUACCUUCCAAGGACUUUCUGAGCUGAAUGAAGAGAUCCUGGAGACGCUGCAUGAUUCCCUGAAAGGCGUUAAACUAUGCAUCACUGGUACACAGGAAAUCACAAGGGAAUGCAACCUGGAGGUCCUGGUGGGCUUUGAUGUCUCUGCACAGAACAUUUUUGCUGCUCAGAGAUCUCUAGAAUCCAAGAUGGACGCCAUUCUUCACACCGUUACACAGAUGCAAGGCAUCAGCUGCUCCUCAGGAACCGCCCCCUCCGUCUCAGUGGGAAUUCUAGCUUUGGACUCUGCCUCUGAACCAGUACAGUUUGAUUUCACAGAUAACCCCUCUCAACUUUUGGAGUCCUUCAAGACCCUGCGCUCCCGGGGGCCGUACAUUCUCAAUGCCAAGACCAUUGAUGCUUACAGCUCCAUGUUCCGAAAUCGACCCUCAGAUACUGUCAAGGUUAUAUUUCACCUAACAGAUGGUCUGGAUGGACAGCUGCAGCAGAUGAAGGAACGCUUGGAAGCCCUACGACAUUCAGGUGUGAAGAGCUUCACCCUCGUGGGUCUCGAGACCAUUCCUCGGCUGGAAGAUGCUGCACUCUUAGACUUUGGAUUUGGUCGUGGUUUCAGAUACAAAGGGCCUCUUCGUGUUAACUCACAUUAUUUGGAAUACGAGCUUAGGGAGGAACUGGACAACAUAGCUGAACGAGAAUGCUGUUCUGUGCCCUGUAAGUGCACUGGACAAAGAGGCGAACGAGGAAGAGUAGGUCCAUUGGGAUCCAAGGGCAGUCCAGGAGGCAUGGGCUACAGAGGACAUCCGGGUGAUGAAGGAGGACCGGGUGACAGGGGACCUCCUGGUGUGAAUGGUACCCAAGGUUUCCAAGGUUGUCCAGGGCCAAGGGGUACUAAGGGUUCUCGUGGUUACUCUGGGGAGAAGGGUGAAUUUGGUGAAGCUGGUUUGGAUGGAAUUAUUGGGGAGGAGGGAAAACGCGGAGUACCAGGUCCUCCAGGCGAGCGGGGCGGUCCUGGGAGUAGGGGUCCUAAAGGAAACAAAGGACAAGCAGGAGACAUUGGCGCAGCUGGAAUCCGUGGAGACCCAGGUCUUCCUGGGGUAGAUAAUACUCAGAGAGGACUCAAGGGAGAUGCAGGAGAUGUGGGACCAGUGGGAGAUCCAGGGCCAGAUGGUGUAAAAGGCCCCCCUGGUGAAGACGGCAGAAGGGGUUCCAAUGGACGGCGUGGCUCCCCGGGACAACCUGGAGCAGCCGGACAGCCAGGGACAAAUGGAGAUCCCGGAGAGCCUGGAGUAGGGGGCUCUCAGGGUGCACCUGGACCCAUCGGAGCCCCAGGAAUGCGUGGAGAGGAUGGGAAUCCCGGGCCUAGGGGUCCAGGAGGUGCACAAGGACUCUCCGGGGAUAAGGGCAGAAGGGGCGCCACAGGCCGCAAGGGUGAGCCAGGAGAGCCAGGACCCCAAGGAGACCGUGGAGCGUCAGGUCCGCUAGGAGAGUCGGGAGAAGAUGGACGAGAUGGGUUUGGAAUUCUUGGUCCGAAAGGAAGAAAGGGUGAUGAUGGCUUCCCUGGAUUCCCGGGACAAAAGGGCUCAGCAGGAGACCCAGGGUCUAAAGGCGGCCCAGGACCCAAAGGAAACCGUGGACAGCGGGGAAUUGCGGGGAAUGCUGGACCACCAGGUCAGAAGGGAGACUUUGGAAAUCCUGGACCUUCUGGGUCGAAAGGUAUACGAGGACCUGGUGUGGUGCAAUGUGACCUGGUCAAGAAAAUCAGAGAUAACUGUCCCUGCUGCUAUGGGGCUGAGGAAUGCCCCCGUUACCCCACGGAGUUAGCGUUUGCCCUGGAUGCCUCCAACGGCGUGAGCAGCACCGCUUUCAGCAACAUGCGGCAGGCAAUGCUUGGGCUGGUGAGGAACAUCACCAUUGCCGAAAGCAGCUGCCCCCGGGGGGCACGGGUGGCUGUGAUACUCUACAACAGCGACGUGUACACAGAGGUGCGCUUCGCCGAUGCACUGAAGAAGAAGAGCCUCAUCGAGCUCCUGGAGGGGCUGCAGGCACCGCUGACCAGCAAGCAUCGUAGCCUUGAUUUUGUCAUGACCUUCUUGGCUCGUAACACCUACAAGCGCAUACGCAGCGGCUUCCUUCUGCGCAAAGUGGCUGUCUUCUUCGUCAAUGGCGUCACACGGGCCUCUCCUGCCCUGAAUGCUGCCGUGCUCCGCCUCUACGAUGCUGGGAUCUCGCCACUGUUUCUCACCAACCGCGAUGACCGCGCCCUGUCCCAGGCCCUGCAGAUCAACAACACAGCAGUGGGACAGGUCAUAGUCCUACCCCAACCUGGAAGUGCCCAGUACAACUCAGCAAUAAACAAGAUCAUAAAAUGUCACAUCUGUCUAGACUUCUGUGCACCCGAGCAGAUUUGUGAUUACAUCCCCCCACAACCAAGCAGAGACAGGAGGUCGUCCACCAACGACGUUGACAUUGACAUUGCCUUCAUAAUGGAUAGCUCUCAGAGCACGUGGCCCGUUGUGUUCACUGAGUUGAAGCACUACAUCUCCCACAUCAUUGACCAGCUACAGAUCACUUCGAACCCCAAGGGCUCAAUCCACCAUGCUCGUGUAGCUGUGGUGCAGCACAGCCCAUACGAGUUCAAGCCCAAUGGAAGCGUCGCACCUGUGCAGGUGGACAUCGGUCUGACUGACCAUAGCUCCAAAGAGGACCUCAAGCACUUCCUGCACACUAAGGUGCUGCAGCUGGAAGGCAUGCGUGCCUUGGGCAGUGCGAUGGAGUACACAAUCGAGCACAUCUUUGAGAAGGUGCCACACCCACGUGACCUGAAGGCUAUCGUGCUCAUGGUGACCGGCCCCAUAAGUGCCCAGGAAGAACAGAGAUUGGUGCACAUUGCCACAGAGGCCAAGUGCAAAGGCUUCAUCAUGGUUGUCCUAGGUGUGGGUGAACAGUUGAGAGCAGACGAUUUCCGAAUCCUGAGCCGAUUGGCCAGUGAGCCGACCAGCGUCUUUUUUAAGCGAAUCGAAAGUUCCCCACACUUUAAUGACGAGUACAUCCAACGCUUCGGCCGUCUGCUUCCCAAAUACCUCACCACUGACAAUGCCGUACAUCUGUCUCUGGAAGUUGCCAAGAACUGCAAAUGGUUCCAGGGUGACCAGUCUACCAAAACGGCCAUCUUACAAAAUCAGGAGCAAGUUCCCAUGAAUGACCAGCUGCAGCAUGAAAUCCAGGCUGAUCAGUCAAGGAGGCCAAAAGAAUGGCCAGCAGAAGAGCUGCACGUGGGAAAUGUUACCUCCAGCAGUCUGGUGCUUCGAUGGACAGGUCCUCAUGCUGAUAAGGAGGGCGAAUUCCACGUCAUCGUGACCCGCUUGCUGGACCACACCCUGGUGCUAAGGGAGAACAUCACCGGCACAGAACUCCUGCUAACUGGCCUGGAAAGCUCUCAGAAAUACCACGUAGUGGUUACCACCAACACUCAUGGCCAAGAUGGGGCAGUCUACAAGGGCAUUGUCAGCACCAAAGCAGCACAGAACAAUGUGGCCGGGCCAGUGGGGAUAAAAGUUGAUUCACCCACAACUCCUUUGGAACAGCCAGAGAUCGCUCCAGUGCAGCAACUCGGAGACAGUCAGACGGAGCAGCUGCCCAUGCCAGCGAACAGCAUUUGCCAGCUUCCCAAGGAGGAGGGCACCUGCGCCACGUUCAUCCUUCAGUGGCACUUUGACUUCCCCAGUAGGAGCUGUGCUCGCUUCUGGUACGGAGGCUGUGGAGGAAACCAGAACCGCUUCGAGACCCAGGAAGAGUGCGAAAAGGCCUGUGGGACAGCAGCGCCUUUCAAUCAAGGACUGGGAGAAGCUGUAAGAACAUAGGGAAGAGAGACAUGAACAAUCAGGUUUUACCUCUGCAAAAAGUCCAGUAAAAAAGGUGCAGCAAAGCGAUGUUGGUGGCACUGAGACGCUCUGAGAUCUGUCAUCGUAUCGUCACACUAAGCAAAGAAAAUCAACAACCUGAUGCAUAGUUAUCAAACUGGUGCUAUCUUUUUUUUUUUUUUAAUUUUGCAGUGGAUGUAUUAAAUUUACCUGGUGUGUAUUGUGAAGUGUAUUGAAUUUUAUAAAAUAGUUUGGAAAUAAUUUUAUACAGUUUUUCCCACAAUUAGUCGUACGAAAAUAACCAAAAGUAACUACAGACUUACAGAUGACAUCCUGUUUGGUUCAGGUUUAUUUCACCGAACACUCUUUCUGGGUCACCCAAUGCUUUAACAUAAUUAUCCACACUGAUAUACAUUUUAAGCUAGUUUACAUAUCUCCAUGUGUUAAAAAAAAAAAGACGACAGCCAUUUUGUUCAAACACAGUGGGCAAACUUCAUAUUUUAAGUGCACUUCAAAACACACAGUCCUGUUCAUACAAGACGGAAUGUACUUGUCAAAACUGUUGAUUUUUUUGUUUGUUUUAUUACUUUGUUUCAGACUGAGGUGAGGAAAUAAAAAUGCUUUCUAUUAA